ACUUUGUACGUCGAUAAACAGUUUGUUUUUUCAAUUUCGUGUUGGUGGUGGCGUGUGGAUGUUGUGAACGUAAGGGUUUAAAGAGAUAUCUUGUAAAUAUUAGUUUUUGACUUUUAAAACACCCUAAUAAUGUCUAUGCUUGCGGAGAGGCGUACGAAAAAGAAGUGGUGUCUCAACCCUAAUGGCAAAGACUGGAGUAACGAUAAUAAUAAAUUUGGUCAACGAAUGUUGGAGAAGAUGGGAUGGAAGAAAGGAUGUGGUCUUGGAGUAAACUUGCAGGGGAUGAAAGAACACAUCAAAGUGUCGACCAAGAAUGACACCAAAGGUUUAGGGUGUAAAAAUAGUAGUGACAAUGAGUGGAUCCAUCACCAACAGAAUUUUGAAAGUUUGCUAUCGGAGCUCGCAAGUUCCACAUGUGAAGAAAUUAGACCGCCUGGAACAUCAGAAACUAAGCCUGUUUCAUUGGAAGAAAAAUCGAAGAAAUCCCGAGCCAGGGUGCAUUACCAGAAGUUUACAAGGGGAAAGGAUGUCAGUCGAUAUAGUGCUAAUGACCUGGCUUGUAUAUUUGGAAAGAAGUACAGUUCUGUUAACAGUAAAUCAUCUGAGAUACAGUAUUCAUACCACACUAAUACAAUAAACAUCUCCAAAGCUGAUUCAGAGGAUGGCGUGAUUUCUGCUGAACAUACAGUUGGGCAGAGUUUAAAUGUAUGUGAAGAAAAAACUAUUGAUGACUGUUUAUCCUCACAUUUGCCCAAGCAUAGGGUAAAAGGUGAACCUGGGUCUUACAGGCAUGAGGAUAAAGAUGAGCAAGAGAAGCAGAACGAUAUUUUGAAAGAAAUUUCAAAUGUGAAUGAAAAUUCUGUUACAGGUAUGGAUAUAGUUCAGGAGUGUAAAAGUGAAAUGGAAGGUAAUUCUGCCAGUCAUUCUUCGUCAGAAUCUUUAGAAAAGAUCAGGUUUAAAAGAAAGAGGAAACAUGCAAAAGAUUCACAAAACAACCAACAAGUCUUUACAGCGACCAUGAUUUCAAGCUCACAAAUUGGAGUGAGUGAAUGUGAUACUGUGGCCCAUGAGGGUGAGGAAAUGGAUAAAAAUGAGGAGGACAAGAAAAAAAAGAAAAAGAAGCAUGACAAGAAAAACGAACCAAUGGUAGAACACGAGAGUGACAAAGAAGGCAGUAAAAUAUUGAUAGAAGAACUUAUGGAAGUUACGUCAGAUGCUGAAGAAAUUGGAAACAAAGAUCCUGAAAAUGCCAAUAUGGUUAGUGAAGCUGACACUAGAGGCUCUAAGAUCAAGGUAAAAAAAGUGGGUAAGCCACAUAAAACUCAGAUUUCUGAAGGACAUAAAGGGCCCCCUGAAAUGAAGAAAAGAAAGAAAAAGAAAAUGUGUUCACAGUCUCUUAAUGAAUCAGAUGUAGUGGAGAACAUUACAUCUGAGAUUGUCAGUCCAUCAUCUCCAGACAACAGAGCUGGGGUCAAUAAUUUUCAGAGAUCAAUAGGUUUCUUCAGUGAAUCAAUUCCUUCUUACAAAGAAGAGCCCCAUCAGUAUGACAUCAAGAGUGCUUUGAAGCCUAGAAAGCCCAUUAAGAAACAUCACAGUAAAAGCAUGGAUUUUGGUUUCAAAGGUUCUAAUUUGGAUAGAAUCUCGGGAUAUGGGAGUUUGAGUGUAGCCUGAAAACAUGCUAAUAAAAAAAAAAAAAAAAUAAAAAAAAAAAUAAAAUAAAAUAUAUUGCAACAAGUGUCAGAGUAAACUAAAUAGUCUACCUAAAUACUAAAACUCUUGGUUCCUGUUUGCAAGUGGUGAUACACUCAUGAUCUCAGUUUGCUGGUUGACAAACAGUGAAAUGUGACACACUGAUCAACCUGGAUAUUGUAUUUUAAAUUUUAUGUAAAUUCUGAACUAUAUCUUUUGCAUUGUAAUAAAAGUGUAUAUUUUACACAUAAAA
Messenger RNA from Schistocerca nitens (vagrant locust), 1942 nucleotides. RefSeq names its product PIN2/TERF1-interacting telomerase inhibitor 1. Gene Ontology annotation, cellular component: nucleolus. Gene Ontology annotation, biological process: regulation of ribosome biogenesis. The transcript is spliced from 4 exons. Bases 130 to 1671 code for a protein of 513 amino acids. Lineage: Eukaryota; Metazoa; Arthropoda; Insecta; Orthoptera; Acrididae. Gene Ontology annotation, molecular function: telomerase inhibitor activity; nucleic acid binding. The record is from RefSeq and is a predicted model, not a curated record.